AAUGGGUCUAGUCGCUAGUGUAGGCAAAAACAAUGAUGAAUUAGUUGACAAUUUGGUUAAACAUGAUUCAAUUAAAAAUGAACGGGUUGAGCGGAUAAUGAGGUUUUCUUUAGAUUUUAUCAGAAAAAUAACGAAUUUUGUUUGUAGACUUGUUGAUCGAGGCAAAUUUAUGCCAGAAAAUGCUGUGGAGGAAAAUGCUUAUAAAGAUUCUGCUUGGAAAUCAGAUUUGGGAUUGCCUGGAUUUUUACAUAUUUCUGCUCCGUGUAUUUAUGCAAAUGUAUUUUUGUUGUAA
This is a messenger RNA of Meloidogyne enterolobii, 292 nucleotides long. The record is from the annotation of a GenBank genome assembly. NCBI's taxonomy places the organism in Eukaryota, Metazoa, Nematoda, Chromadorea, Rhabditida, Meloidogynidae.